Molecule: messenger RNA, 1079 nt
Organism: Trematosphaeria pertusa
Lineage: Eukaryota; Fungi; Ascomycota; Dothideomycetes; Pleosporales; Trematosphaeriaceae
Exons: 3
Biological process (GO): IRE1-mediated unfolded protein response; intrinsic apoptotic signaling pathway in response to endoplasmic reticulum stress; protein phosphorylation
Cellular component (GO): IRE1-TRAF2-ASK1 complex
Molecular function (GO): ATP binding; protein serine/threonine kinase activity; RNA endonuclease activity
Source: RefSeq, a predicted model, not a curated record
CUUACGGAUUCAAGUUCAGUCACCUACUGUGAGCGAGUCUAUCCAAAAGUUCAGGGCGCAAUAUUCCCUUCGCUUCAGUGCUGCCGUGUACGUGGGAUUAGCUCGCCAUCACAUCCACCGCAAGCACCAUCAAACGGAGAAACUUGCACAACGGCCGAAGUGCCCUCCCUUCUACAAGGAACAGGAUCCCCGGUUCCUCAGACGUUUGUCCUCCCCGCGACCUCCCCGCACGUCCACAAUACCGCCUCGAGAAGCACACCCGAAGUGUUUCUGGGAACAUGUUCGUUGAACAGCCACGAGUAGACUCUUUCCCAGGUCCCAAUAUCAGCACAAAGAGAGAUCUGAGAAACCUCUGCGAAGUCGAAGAUUAUAAGACCGGCGCAUUCAAACGUACAACAUUCACCUACGUCGAUAACCAGGACGUGGCAUGGUUCGGUCAGACACCCGAUAUACGAAAGUAUGAUUUGACCGUGGAAGAUCUGAAUCGACUCUUGCAACAAAUCCCGGAUGAAAAAGUCUAUCCGAUAAGGCCCUCGUCUAUCUCCACUGUCUCAGAUGCAGACCAAAGGAAUCUCUUCAUCAAACGUCCGAAACUUCUGUGCCUUGACGAUGAAGAAGAGACGAAGCUCUUGCCCCAAAUGCUCCUCGAGGAAGCGGAGGUCUUAGAGUUUCUCAAACAACACCACCAUCCAAAUCUUAUCAGAUAUUACGGACGUACUGUCAAUCGCGGUCGUAUUACCGGAAUUGCCCUUGAAAAUCACCAAGUCAUUCUGCAGUAUCACUUUAAGAAAGUUUCAAAUAGUUUCAACAUUGUUGCUUGCAUGGAAGGUAUCCGCGCAGGUGUAGAACACCUCCAUGCCCUUGGAUUCGCACACAAUGACCUCAAUCCAAUGAACAUUGCACUUGAUAGCAAUGAUAACCCGAUCAUUCUGGACUUUAGGUCUUGUAGACGGUUUGGCGAGCAACUUCUUUCCGCGGGCACGUAUGGCUGGAUAGAGGAGGAUUUUACCACCUCUGCGCAACGACAUGACGAGUUCGCAAUGAAAAAGAUAGAAGCUUGGUUGAAGGAGAAGAGUAAU